CGCAACAGUCAACCGCGCUCACUCGGCCCGCACGGUUGCGCUGUGCUGCGUCACGCGUAUCCCGUACCGUACCCCGACACAAACAAACACGUCUCUUCCAGAACCAAAUAAGAUAGUGCACGGAAAUGUCAACGAUCAAUCAAUAAACUCAGUGAAAAUGUAUAAUAGUGUUAGUAACGAUGUAAGUGACGAAAGCUAACGUUUAAGUGAUGUUGCGCCCGGAGAGUUUGUGAAGUGGACUGUAGUACCGAGGAGCAGCAGGAUGACGAUGAAGUCGCUGAAGUACAGCGAGCGGGACGAGAUGAUGGAGGGCUUCAGCCCGGUGCCCCCGCCGCUGCCACGCCGCCAGCCCGUCCGGAACAUCUACGCGGAGCCCUUCGUGGACCCUAGGUACACGUCAUCGGGCGUGACUAACGAAUGGCUCGCCCUACAGACCCUAAAUUCAGAGUCACUGGGCAGCGCGGCGAUGUCGAGCGGCAUGGGCGGCGGCACGCUCGGCAGCGGCCACUGCCAGCUGGCCAACCAGCCGCUGGUGAUGCCGGUGUUCCCGCUGCGGGCCAGCCAGCCCAGCCCGGUGCCCGUCUACUCCCCCUCCCGCUUCCACAUUGACAAGCGGUGUCAGCACCGCUGCACGUGGAAAUGCCUAGCGAUUGCCAUGAUAUGCCUCUGUGUCAUCUUAGCGGCGAUGCUCGCGUAUUUUAUAGCAUUAUCGUCAAUUAAAAGUAAUAUAGACAAUUCAAAUUGUAUUCUCGUACAAGAUGUAAAAGCAGUAACACACGCACAAGGGAUCAGAGAUGUUUUAUCAACGUCAUCGCCUUCUGAUGAAUCAAUAUCAACAUCUUCACUGGGUGGGUGGUCAACAACAGCAGAAGCCGCGAUAGAGUCAGCUAUAGUUCCGCAGCAAGCACAGCAAGCCGCGCCUCCGCCCUGGUCUCCCGCGCUAGAGUUAAGAGAGUUUGACGAACUUCACAGCGCUACCAUACCCGCCUACCAGUUUUGGAGUUCAGAAUUCCGAAACAAACAACCCGCCUAUGUUAGCCUUAAUUUCACUGUGCCAUGGGGCGCCAACUUCGCUGUCUACGGCAGACGAAAUGUCGCUCCCAGCGUUACACAAUAUGACUUUGUAGAAUUUAUCCGAGGCGGUAGAGUCGACCACAGAUUAAGAAGAAGAAGAAGUCCUCACAGACAUGAGACAUUUGGACUUAAUCUUGAUAACUGGGAUACAUUAUUAAGCACGAUUAGCCCAUUCGAGAGAUGGAACCACACGAUAAGCAAAAGAUCGACAGAUAUGAGAGUAAACGUUAGUAUAUUGCAGUAUCUUGACACAGGAAGGUGGUUUAUUUCGGUAUAUAAUGACGAGCUCCAGCCACACAAUGUUGAAAUGAUCGUAUCUGAGGCAGAAGGUGUAACGAACUCAUGUCCUGAUGAUUGCUCUGGGCACGGAUCUUGCUAUUUGGGGAAAUGCGAAUGUAUGGACGGCUACGAAGGUCAUGAUUGUUCAAAAAGUGUAUGCCCAGUUCUUUGUUCUGGUCAUGGUGCAUACGCAGGCGGUAUCUGCCACUGUUCCGAGGGUUGGAAAGGUGCAGAAUGUGAUAUUCCCGCCCACGAUUGUGAACCCGCUGACUGCUCAGGUAGAGGACAGUGUGUGGCCGGCCAUUGCCAUUGUAAAGCUGGGUGGAAAGGAUCAAAGUGUGACGAAGAGGAUUGCCUGGACCCAACCUGCGGUGGCCAUGGAUCUUGCGUUCGCGGCCGCUGCGUUUGUCGCGCGGGCUGGCGCGGUGCAGCGUGCACUGAUCGAGACGCGCGCGUACAACGCUGCCUACCCGCUUGCUCGCAGCGUGGCGUUUACGAUCUAGAUGCUGGCCGAUGCGUAUGCGAUCCACUGUAUACCGGAGACGACUGCUCACAAGUGGUAUGCUCACUGGACUGCGGACCUCAUGGAGUAUGUGCCGAAGGAGUAUGCCGUUGUGACGACGGAUGGACUGGCUCUCUUUGCGAUCAGAGACCGUGCGAUGUCCGCUGCCACGAUCACGGCCAAUGCAAGAACGGCACCUGUGUCUGCACACAAGGAUGGAACGGAAAACACUGCACAAUACCUGGAUGUCCCAACGGCUGUUCCCGGCAUGGCCAAUGCCUCCUCGAAGACGGAGUAUACCGGUGUUCCUGUGCCGAAGGAUGGGCGGGCACUGACUGCUCCAUAGCACUCGAACUCUCCUGCAACGACAACGAAGACAAUGAUGAAGAUGGCAUGACGGACUGCUCGGACUCGGAGUGCUGCAGCCGGCCCGAGUGCGCCGAGCACAUCAUGUGCCUUUCGUCCAACGACCCUGUGGAAGUGCUUUUACGCAAACAGCCGCCCUCCGUCACCGCCUCCUUCUACCAGCGCGUCAAGUUCCUCAUCGAAGAAAACUCCGUCCAAAGCUACGCUCACAUGGACGAAUACUCCGAGAGCCGAGUCUCCGUGAUGAGGGGACAGGUGGUCUCGCCCCAGGGGCUGGGCAUCAUCGGCAUCAGGGUCUCCGUGGACCGGGAGGCCCGGUUCGGAUUCACGCUGACCAGGCAAGGUGGAUGGUUCGACGUGCUGGUCAACGGAGGAGGCGCCGUGACGCUGCAGUUCCAACGAUCACCGUUCAAGCCUCUACGGAAGACUGUCUUCGUGCCCUGGAACCAGAUCGUCGUGCUGCCGCCUGUUGAAAUGGAACUUAGUGACGAGAGCGUCAAAGUGCCCACACCGAGAGCACCACCUCGUCUAGACUGGUCGCCAACGCCACAAUGGUGGGAAAACGAGUCUGGGCCGUGCCCAUCACACGACCACGAGCGACUGCGACCUGAAGUGAUUGCUGUACCGCCUCUAGCAGCGCCUGCUGCUUCACACCACACUCCCAACACCGUCGUCUACCCGGAGGCUCAGAUCGUGAGCGAGUCGAUCGGCAUCCCUGGCUCUUCUGUCAAACUGACGUACCGGUCGUCCCAAUCCGCGGGUUACCUUUCGUGCGUGCACGUGCAACUUACACGCCGCGUGGUGCCCGCCGCGCUAGCCAGGGUGCAUGUGCGCGUCGAGAUAGAAGGCUCGCUGCAUACGCACACGUAUGAAGCUGAUCCUGACCUGACGCAUGUGUUCGCGUGGAACAAGAGGAACGUUUACAAGCAGAAGGUUUACGGUCAAGCCCAAGCUAAGAUCUCCAUCGGCUACGAAUACUCGUCCUGUUCCUCCAUCGUGUGGGAGACUCAGACAGCCACAUUGGCUGGCUUCGACGUAGACAUCUCCGAUAUCGGCGGCUGGGGCCUGGAUAUCCACCACCAUUACAACUUCCAUGAGGGCAUCUUGCAAAAGGGUGACGGAGCGCUUCUGCAUUUGAAGCAGUAUCCUAGAACUGUCCAGGUCGUGAUGGGCACAGGCCUUCAACGAUCCUUGGACUGUCCUGACAACUGCAACGGCAAGGCAGCUGAUUCUCGUCUCCUGACCCCUACCGCUUUGACCUCUGGCCCAGAUGGUUCAUUAUACGUCGGCGACUUCAACCUUGUGAGAAGAAUAACCCCCGAGGGCGUCGUAACCACCGUGUUGAAACUAGAAACCACCCAAGUGGCGUACCAGUACUACAUUUGCAUAUCACCUGCCGACGGAAAUCUCUACAUAUCAGACUCGGAAAGGCACCAAGUUCGGAAAGUGCUUCUCUUGGAGAAAGUACGUGAUCCAGCUACUAACUCUGAACCUGUGGUUGGCAAUGGUGAUCGAUGUGUGCCUGGAGACGACUCCAACUGUGGUGAUGAAGGCCCAGCUAUUAAGGCUAAACUGGCUCAUCCCAAAGGUCUUGCUAUUGCUGCAGACAGAACUAUGUAUAUAGCAGACGGAACUAACAUUCGAGCAGUUGAUCCAAAUGGCAUCAUCCACACUUUGGUAGGCCACCAUGGUCACCACAACCACUGGUCUCCAGUUCCAUGCAGAGGAGCUAUACCACCAUAUGAAGCUCAACUACAAUGGCCAACUGGAGUAGCUCUUUCACCUCUUGAUGGGUCGCUAUACUUCAUUGACGACAGAAUAAUACUGAAGCUGACCGCGGAUAUGAAGAUCAAGGUAGUUGCUGGGCAGCCGUCCCACUGCAGGCUUGGAAGCGAUGGAAAGCCAAUUACUAAGCCGAUGAACAAAACGAAUACAGACUUCAGAGAAGAUUCCAGCUUAGGCACAAUCUUAGCUCUAGCAUUCGCACCGAGCGGGAUUUUGUACGUUGCCGAGUCUGACUCAAAGAAAUCGAACACGAUCAAGUCUAUUGAUCCUUCAGGAAAGAUAAUGCACUUUGCUGGCAAGGUCCAAGAGAAUCUGAAAGAACUUAGCUGUGAAUGCAAUUCUUCUACUUCGGCCACAGUAGUGCCAAUGAACCCUCGGGGCGAAGAAGCUGGAUGCCCAUGCAGGCUAAGCGUGGCAGCAGGAGACGAACCGCCCACAAGUACUGAAACGCUGCUAUCGUCAAACGCCAAAUUCCAAACGAUAUCAGCUCUAGCCGUUACCCCAGAUGGAGUUUUGAAUGUUGUAGACCAAGGUUCUCUACAUAUAUUAGCCCUGAAGCAUUAUUUGCCAACGCAUGAUGAGAAUGGAGAAUUCAGAAUACCUUAUCCACCCACAUCAGAAAUCUAUGUCUUCAACCGUUACGGUCAACACAUUACUACCAAAGACUUGACUUCUGGCAAAACAAGAUAUUCAUUCCUGUAUUCCAAAAACACCAGUUUCGGAAAAUUGUCAACAGUUACUGAUGCGUCUGGAAAUAAAAUACAGCUGCUCAGGGACUACAGCAAUGUUGUCAGCUCGAUAGAAAACACGCAAGAUCACAAGUUGGAACUGAAGAUAUCUGGUAUUGGUUACCUAACAAAGAUAAGCGAAAAGGGAACAUCUGAAAUCGAGUUAGAUUAUGAUGCUAAUAGCGGUUUACUCAACAGUCGAUCAGGGGCCAGUGAAACAGUUAUCUACAAUUACGACGAACUCGGCCGCGUCACCAGGAUUAUUAUGCCUUCUGGAGAACAGGUCCACAUAACUUCAGGCCUGGCCAAGAACUACGGACUCGCUGUUACAGUAUCCAACCCAGCCAGUACCAUCCCCGUUGGUGUAGCUAAGAAGUGCGAAUACGUACUACAUGGACAAUCGUUCAAGCAAAUUACCAUAAACAAUGGUAAACAAAUCACAGAGGGCCGAAUCUAUUCUAACAACACGCUGAUGUUGGAAACACCUUGGUCUGGGAAGUUUGAAAGUAUCGCAGCCGCUAAACAUCCACUGCUAGAAGCUGCUCUCCCUAUCGAAGCUGAAAUGCUCCACAUGUGGUCACACCAAACCUCUACUUUCGGUGAUGGACUAAUUAACAACAUGUACUCAUUGUACACCUUGGUCGGAGAUGUCCGAAACCCCCAGCAAACAUUGAAUAGAGAAAUAUGGGUAAACGAUUCGAGAGUCCUAAUCAUCGAAUUUGAUCAGUUCAAGAGUAAAGAAACAUUUUUCAAUGCUGACAGGAACCCGCUAUUCACUAUAGCUUAUGAUGUCGCUGGAUUACCGUUAUCGUUUACACCGCACGGCGCUGGAGUUCCUCUCAACAUUUCGUAUGAUAGAUUUUACCGAAUCAACGGUUGGAAGUGGGGAGAAAGCGAAGAAACAUACAACUACGAUCCUCAUGGCAUGCUAUCAGAAAUCACAAGUCCUCAAGAUGGCACUAAAUUUAUUUACUACAAUGAGGGCAAUCUAGUCUCUAAAAUUACUUUAGCUAGUCAAAGAAGUUUCAAAUAUUUAUAUGAUGGAGAUGGUGGUUUGACUCAUGUUAUUUUGCCCUCUGGGACAAAUCAUUCCUUUAGCGUACAGCCAUCAAUAGGAUUCUUGAGAGUGACAUAUACACCUCCAGGAUCUUCUAAGAAGUAUCUGCAACAUUACUCUCAUACUGGUGAACUGCUGCAAACAGUGUUCCCUGGUGAUGGUGCAAGAGUAGUCUACCGAUACUUUACUACUAACAAGGUGUCAGAAGUCAUUCACGGAGAUGGUCAAACUCAAAUACACUACUCAGAGAACAGUGGACUACCAUCUGAAAUCUUACACGUUGAUCGAGACGUCGACUACCGAUGGGAAUCAACCUACGCCGGUGGUCUUCUGAUGGAAGAAAGACUGGACUACGGAGCUAAAACUGGCCUUAGCAAUGCUAAAAUAAUUUACGAAUAUGACAACAACUACAGGAUAACAUCCGUGCAAGGAAGAAUUGGUGGCCAAACCCUUAUUCCACAUCACAUCAUUUAUAAUAGCAAGACAGGCGCUCCUGAAAUCUUGGGACAAUUUACAGCGUCUAAGCAAAAGUGGAAUGAAACUUCAGUUUACGAUGGAAUCGCCAUGUUUUCACGCACUCUGAACGAACAGUUCCUAGAAAAGGAGGUAACUGUAAAUAUUCACAGGAUGGAAGUUUUCAGGAUGGAAUUCUCCUACGACAAACAUGGCAGAAUAUCACAAACACGAACUCACACGAGAAAUGUGGGUGUCAAUAGCUACACGAAUGUUAAAAACUAUACAUGGGACUGUGAUGGGCAGUUGACUGGAGUAGAGGCUCAAGAGCCUUGGGGCUUUAGGUAUGAUGAUAACGGGAACAUGCUGUCUUUGACGUACAGAGGAAACACGAUUCCAAUGGAAUACAACGACAUGGACCGUAUAAUCAAGUUCGGUGAAGGUCAAUACAGAUACGACAGCCGUGGAUUGGUAUCCCAAAAUGCCAGGGAAGAAAGAUUCCAAUACAAUUCCAAAGGAUUGUUGAUAAGGGCGACUAAACGUGGAAGAUUUGAUGUCCGCUACUAUUAUGAUCAUCUGGAUAGGCUUUCUACAAGAAAAGACAACUUCGGUAACGUAACGCAGUUCUUCUACACCAACAAAGAGAAGCCGCAUGAAGUGAGCCACAUUUAUUCGCCUCGUGAGAAUAGAUUCAUGACGUUGGUUUACGACGACAGAGGACAUCUUAUUUACACGCAGGUCGCCCGACAUAAAUACUACAUUGCAACCGAUCAAUGUGGAACACCAGUAAUGGUUUUCAAUCAAUAUGGAGAAGGCAUCAGAGAAAUCAUGAGAUCACCGUACGGUCAUAUCGUUUACGACUCCAACCCCUACUUGUAUCUGCCAGUUGACUUCUGUGGAGGACUCUUGGACCAAGUGACUUCCCUGGUCCACAUGGCAAACGGAAAAGUAUAUGACCCUCUGAUUGGCCAAUGGAUGUCACCUCUCUGGGAAAAUCUCAUUGAAAGAAUACAUACUCCAACUCAACUGCAUUUAUACAGAUUCAAUGGAAACGAUCCUAUCAAUGUUAGGCCGCAGGAUAAGAAACCAACAGAUCAUUUAUCAUGGCUGAAACUACUAGGAUAUGACACGAAGAGCUUGGCGCCACAGCUGUAUCCUGAUGAAUUGCCAGGAGGAGCGGUAGUUCCCAGUGUGCCUCGCACCCGCCCGGUGUGGGGCGCGGCUCCUACGAAUCCCGGACCGGGCAUGCCAGGCGCCAUGGCAUUACUUCCCAGCGUCACCAUCGAGUCAGGCUUCCUUUCGCACAUGUCUAACAAGCGGAUAGCUGAUUUCCGAAGCCUAUCUAUUCCUGCCAUGUCCGCAUUGAAGACGGAUGCCCUGGACCUGGCUCCGAAGCGAAUCGGCUCAGAUUCGGAGCCGCCGUUCGGCCGCGGGAUCCUCGUGUCGCGGAACUCCCGCGGCCGCGCCGUCGUCACCACGGUCCCGUCAGCGAACGCCAUCUACCGAGACGUUUACACCUCGGUGUUCAACCGCUCGCACCUGCUGCCGUUCUCGUUCGUGGUGCACGGCGACCAGCAGGACGUGUUCUACUUCGUGAAGGAGGAGACGUGGCGGGCGGCCGACGACAAGCAGCAGCUGAAGCGGAUGCAGGGUAAACUGAACGUGACGUUCCACGAGAUCGCGGAGGCGGGCCGCUCGUACGCGGACGUGAAGAUCCACGGCCAGACGAGCAUCGUGAACCUGCGCUACGGCACGAGCGCGGAGCGGGAGCGGCAGCGGCUGCUGCACCACGCCAAGGCGGCGGCGGUGCGCAAGGCGUGGCACCGCGAGCGCGAGGCGCUGCGCGGCGGGCUGGGCGGCUCGCUGGACUGGUCGGCGGCCGAGCUGGACGAGAUCCAGAAGGCGGGCUCGGCGGGCGGCUACGAGGGCGAGUACGCGCACGACGUGGCGCGCUACCCCGAGCUGGCCGAGGACCCGUACAACGUGCGCUUCGUGAAGAAGCGCGCCGACCGCAGCGAGCGCCGGCGGCGGAAGCGCGAGGACUGCCGCGCGCCCUGGUGGCUCGCGUGGAACGACUGCUAGUGACGCCGCCAUCCAUAUGCCAAAUCUGUGUGUGUCGACGACUGAGUGACGGAUGAACGCGCGAGUGAUUGUGAUAUAUUUUGUAAAUAGUCUCUAUUAAUUGUUAAUUGUUGAUGUAUGUAUGUACGGUAGACGCGAAUCCCUAUCGCUAUGUAAAUAAUAAAAUUUAAUUUGCAGGGAGAGAAUGGACCUUUUGAGAGGACUGAUAUUAAAUAAAUGUAAUGUAUGUAUAAAUAAGACGAUUUAUGUGAAUAUGAAAUUAUUUAUACUUAUUUAUCGGUAAAAAGCUUCGAUUGUGUCCAAUGUUCUUAUAAAAUUUAGAUGAAGACUAUUUGAAAGAAUAAAAAGGCAUACUUUUUUAACCAAA
Messenger RNA from Ostrinia furnacalis (Asian corn borer), 8693 nucleotides. It is a transcript of the gene Ten-a, whose product is annotated as Teneurin-a transmembrane protein. The record is from RefSeq and is a predicted model, not a curated record. NCBI's taxonomy places the organism in Eukaryota, Metazoa, Arthropoda, Insecta, Lepidoptera, Crambidae. Gene Ontology annotation, biological process: motor neuron axon guidance. The transcript is spliced from 23 exons. The coding region runs from base 263 to 8326 and encodes 2687 amino acids.